Talaromyces amestolkiae is the source of this 14043-nucleotide messenger RNA. RefSeq lists its product as uncharacterized. The coding region runs from base 1 to 14043 and encodes 4680 amino acids. Gene Ontology annotation, biological process: microtubule-based movement. Lineage: Eukaryota; Fungi; Ascomycota; Eurotiomycetes; Eurotiales; Trichocomaceae. Gene Ontology annotation, molecular function: ATP hydrolysis activity; dynein light intermediate chain binding; dynein intermediate chain binding. The record is from RefSeq and is a predicted model, not a curated record. The transcript has 5 exons. Gene Ontology annotation, cellular component: dynein complex.
AUGGAGGUUGCUGCUCCAGGGGUCCCUACCAACGGCCUCGCCGCGGCGACAGCACCGGUGGCAGUAGCAGAUCCAAAUGCGGUAGUACGGUAUCUCACAGAUGUCCUCCAGGUAACUCUGGGGGCUAGUAAGAGAGAUCUCGAAGCUGCGGGCAGUCUGCUCUCAAAAGCGAAAUAUUCGGAAACCGUGCAGAAAUGUACGCGAUUCGCUUCAGAGUCGCAGGUGGCGCUGUAUGUGCAGCAGGAUAUCUUUAGUGCAGAGGAGCCUAAUGGGACAGAGAGUGAUGAAGUGGCAGAGACUCGGUAUACCUACACGUUGGCCGCGGAGGUAUCUUUCCUUUCGACGACCGUCGCUUCCGUCGCUUUCAUCAAACGUCCAGGACCGAUCGACCCCAGCCAACCUAUCGCUACUCAAAUACAAGUAACAAAUUUCCCAGGUCUUUCGACCCUCAGCAAUGCACAAGCCCAACAGGGUGCUUCGAUUUCCGCAUUCGAAAUCCUACAUUCCCUCGUUCACCAUACCCUUGGUCCGUAUUUCGAAGCGUACACACGAGGUCAAGAAGCUACAAACGGUAUAAAGCAGAGAACGGAGACAGAAGCAAAGACUGGUGUUCCAGGAGCCAAGAAGCGCAUUGCAGAGUUGGACCUUGCGUUUCUGCAUCUUCAGCAGAAUGUGGAAAUUCCAACCUUGAAUCUACCACUUCAUGAAAUCGUACAAGCUGCUCUCGAUGAGGCCGAAACCCGCGGUGUCAAACCUUCCGUCGACCUGAUCCCACCCGCUGCCCUCGAAAAUAGCACUGUUCUCAACAGCAUCCAGAACAAUGUCAAUGGCUGGAUCAAGUCUAUUCAAACCAUCACAAAAAUGUCCCGAGACGCAGACAGUGGCUCCGCUAACCAGGAAAUCAACUUUUGGCUUUCCAUGGAAACGGCUCUAGAAGGAAUCGAGAAACAGCUGCGUGGUGAUGGAGUACAGCUUACCAUGGAAAUUCUUCGGCAUGCGAAACGUUAUCAGGCAACUUUAAGUUUUGUGGCAGAUACUGGUCUUCGUGAAGCAAUGGAUACGGUGCAGAAAUACAACCAGUUGAUGCGUGACUUUCCCUUGGACGAACUGUUGUCUGCAACGACGCUACAGAAAGUCCAGGAAUCGCUCGGAUUGAUUUUCAAUCAUUUGAACAGAAAGCUGAAAAUAUCGCCGUACCCUAUUAAGAGAGCUUUGGCGCUGGUGGAGGCUAUUUCGGGCGACUUGGAUUCCCAGAUCCAUGCUUUACUGCAUGGCCGAACAAUCAUGCAUCUUGACUACCGAGAGUUCCGUUCAUUGAUGAAGACUUGCGGCGCCAUUUGGCGGACCUGGGAUGAGAACGUCAAGGAGUUUACCAAUGUUGGACGUGAAGCCUCUCGACGACGAAAUGAAAAGUUCAUUCCAAUCAAAAUCGUACCACGACACAUGAAGACACAAGAACGUCUGAAAUAUAUCAAUACUUUCCGCGUCAAUCACGAACAGCUGCAGCGGACGAUUGUCAAUGUGCUCGGUCCUAAAUCUGCGGUCAAUGCGAACGGAACCGAUGGUGCGAUUAUCGUAGAAGAGAUUGGCGACGUCGAUGCUGUGGAGGAGGUCGCCCAAGCAUACGCAGCUUUGAAAGAUGUGGAUGUGCUUGAUGUGUCCGAAGAAGGCACACAACAGUGGAUUCAAGCUGAAAUCACUUACAAUGAACGGACAUCGCGUGUUGAGAACUCUAUUAUUGCUCGCUUGAGAGACCGUCUCGCAACUGCUAAAAAUGCCAACGAGAUGUUCCGCGUGUUUUCCAAGUUCAACGCCCUUCUUGUCCGACCAAAGAUUCGUGGUGCUAUUGGCGAGUACCAAACUACGCUUAUCGACAACGUAAAACGGGACAUCAAUGCCUUACAUGAACGUUUCAAGCAACAGUACGGUCACUCCGAAGCCCAUGCUAUGGCUCAAUUACGCGACCUGCCGCCUGUCUCGGGCGCUAUUGUUUGGGCUCGACAGAUCGAACGCCAGCUCAACGGCUACAUGCGUAAAGUCGAAGACGUGCUCGGUGAAGACUGGCACCUCCAUUCUGAAGGUCAAAAGCUUCAAGCAGAGAGCAACUUGUUCCGUAAGAAGCUCGACACUCGGCCAGUUUUUGAAUCAUGGCUUCAUGAUGUUCAGCGAAGACAUAUUACUAUCUCAGGACGCUUGUUCAACAUCAUCCGAAAUAGGGCCGCUGGCAACUCCUUCGAGCUGACGGUCAAUUUUGAUGCUCAGAUAAUAGCUCUUUUCAAAGAAGUGAGAAACCUGAUUUGGCUCAACUUUCAGGUACCUCAUGCGGUGAGCAGCAUUUCCAAGGAAGCCAAGCGUGUUUACCCCUAUGCUAUCAGUCUCAUGGAAACAGUCCGCACACUGUUGCAGACCACUCGUACUAUCGCUUCAAUGACUGAGGUCGCAAUUCUGUUGAGCGGUUAUCAGAACGAUGCACAGGCUAUGAUCACAAAGGGUAUUCCUUUACGAUGGGAGUCCUUUGUUCAUUCAUACGAGCUUCACGUGAAGCAGUCGACACUAUCCAACGGUACUAUUGAUCCCUCCACUGCAGGACGAGGAGAGAGCAAGCACGUCCAAUUUGUUCGCGAAUUUGCCGUAUCCGCCUCAGUCCUUCAAUCCAAGACUGCAACUUUGGCCUCUAUCAACGAAAGCAUCCAAAAGACUAUACUAGAGCUCAAGACUUGUCCAUACGAUGCUGCAAUUUUCCGUCAGCGAUUGGACUCGAUUCAGAUCUCUGUUGAUAAGCUGAAUCUCGAGAAUUACGUCAACCUCGGACAUUGGGUAUCAAAUCUCAAUUUGAAAAUUGAGUCUAUCCUGCGCGAACGGUUACAUCGAGCAAUCAGAACCUGGAUCGCGUCAUUCAAGGAAUCCAAGGAUGAACAGUAUGCAAAACAUCUUUCAAUCCAGGCGACCCAUGAGAGGACGGCAAAUGACACGCCUGAAGCCGAGGUUUACCACAUCGAAUUCCCUCUACUUGUUCACGAAGUUUCUAUGCGGAAUCAAGUCUUGCACCUCGAUCCUCCUCUACAAUAUGCCCGAGCUAGUUGGUUGUCUCAUUUCGGCCAAUGGCUCGGAGUUAUUUGCAAUCUGGAGAAGAUUAAGUCUUCGCGAUAUCAAAUUUCCAUUGAAGUAGAGAAAACGCAGUUGUCUGAAACUUCGUUUGUGAACCUUCCACAGCACUGCAUUGAUGAGUUGGCCGAAGUCCACGGGGCUGUUGAAUCCCGUCUCUCGGAGAUCUCAAGCUAUGUUGACAAAUGGCUUCAAUUCCAGUCUCUUUGGGAUUUGCAGGCUGACCAGGUGUAUGACAUUUUGGGCGACGAUUUGUCUCAGUGGCUUCAAUUGCUUCAAGAAAUCCGUAAAAGCCGCGCCACUUUCGACACGUCUGAAGUCAGCCGUUCAUUUGGCAACAUCACAAUCGACUACGAACAAGUUCAGACAAGAGUCAAUGCCAAAUACGACCAAUGGCAGCACGAAAUACUACAGAAAUUUGGCUCUAAACUUGGUGGUCAUAUGCGUGAAGUGCAUACUGAAAUUGCUAGCGCACGCCGAGAUCUCGAAGGCCAGACUCUAGAGGCUUCCUCAACUGCACAUGCUGUGUCCUUUAUCACGAUUGUCCAGCAAUGCAAACGCAAGGCUAGGGUGUGGGAGCCCCAGGUGGAUCUUUUCAGACAAGGUCAAACUACCCUUGCACAAAACGUGGAUGGCGAAUGGGCUGCUCUCAAUGAAUUGCUUACUAGAAAGAGUAAGAUCGUCCAGGACCAGACCGAAGCCUUGCGGGCCAAGAUUACAGCCGAAGACAAGGUCAUUGGCGACAAGAUUAAGGAGAUCAUUGUUCAGUGGAAUGACGAAAAACCUGUAUCUGGCACCAUUCCUCCGGAGGAGGCUUCCCGCACGCUCAGCUCAUUCCAAUCUCGCUUGGAAGGUCUCCAGUCAGAAUUUGAAAUGGUCUCAAAAGCCAAGGAGGCCUUGGAUCUACCAGCUAGUGCCGAAUCAUCGUUACCUGCAAUCUUGGAGGAGGUUCAAGAUUUCAUGUCAGUGUGGGCCGCUUUGUCGACAAUCUGGAAGAGUUUGAACGAUCUCCGCGAUAUGCUUUGGACGAGCGUUCAGACCAGAAAGCUUCGUCAAUCGAUUGACAAUCUCAUCAAGAUGACUAAGGAGAUGCCAAGCCGCAUGCGACAAUAUGCCGCUUUUGAGCAUAUUCAGAAUGUUCUUCGUCAGCAUCUCAAGAUCAAUCCAUUAUUGUCUGAUCUGAAAUCCGAAGCAAUCAAAGAGAGACACUGGCAAAAAAUCUUCAAGGCCUUGAAGCCUGGUCAGCGCUUUUCGCAGGUCACUCUGACCUUAGGAGAUGUCUGGGAUUUGAAGCCCGCAGCUAGUGAGGUGGUAAUCCGUGAUAUCAUCACUCAAGCUCAAGGUGAAAUGGCUUUGGAAGAGUUCUUGAAAAUGGUCCGCGAAACUUGGCAGAAUUAUUCGCUCGAUCUGGUCAAUUAUCAGAACAAGUGUCGGCUGAUCCGUGGUUUUGAUGACUUAUUUGCAAAGUGUAGCGAAAACUUGAACUCUUUGCAAGCGAUGAGACACUCUCCCUACUUUAAGGAGUUCGAAGAAGAAGCUUCGACAUGGGAGGACAAAUUGAACAGGGUUCAUGUUUUGUUCGACGUAUGGAUUGAUGUUCAACGGCAAUGGGUCUAUCUCGAAGGCGUUUUUACCGGAAAUGCGGAUAUCAAGCACCUUCUUCCCCUAGAGUCUGCGCGUUUCCAGAACAUAAACUCUGAGUUCUUUGCCGUGAUGAAGAAAGUCUACAAAUCACCAUUUGUCCUUGAUGUGCUUGCCAUUAACGGUGUUCAAAAAUCCCUGGAGAGGCUUKCGGAGCUUCUCAAUAAAAUCCAGAAAGCUCUCGGUGAAUACCUUGAGCGCGAGCGUGUAUCCUUCCCUCGUUUCUACUUCGUUGGUGAUGAGGAUCUCCUAGAGAUUAUCGGUAACAGCAACGACACGCUCCGAGUUGCUAAGCAUUUCAAGAAGAUGUUUGCUGGUCUCUCUGGCCUUGUGAUGGAUGAUGAUAAUAACAUUGUUGGAUUCACAUCCAAAGAAGGUGAAGAGGUUAGACUCAAGCGUGAGGUCAAUCUUAUCAAGACGCCACGAAUCAACGAUUGGCUAUCAGCCCUGGACAAUAAUAUGAAGCUGACGCUCGCUGAGUUGCUCGCCGAGGCAGUUGAGCAAUUUGAAACCAUCUAUCACACAAGUGAAGUUGAUCAAACGGCUUUCAGCGACUAUCUCGCCAACUAUCCGGCCCAAAUUGUUGUGCUUGCUAGCCAGGUCGUAUGGACUAAUGCUGUUCAGAAGAGUCUAGAGAACGGUGGUGGUGAUCUCCAGAGUCUUUUCGAUGCUGAAGUGCGUAUACUAGAAUUGCUUGCUGCUACUGUACUUGGUGAACUUGAUGGCAUCACUAGAAAGAAGUGCGAACAUAUGAUUACCGAAUUUGUACACCAACGUGAUGUUAUUGCCAAACUCAUGAAGUUCAAUGCUUCAACCCCGACACAUUAUCUCUGGCUUCUACAGAUGCGCUACGUUUACAAGGAUGAGGGUGAUUUCCUUCAGCGCCUCUACGUGCACAUGGCCAACGCUAAGCUGGACUACGGUUUUGAGUACUUGGGAGUUCCGGAACGACUUGUCCGCACUCCAUUGACAGAUCGUUGUUUCCUUACAUUGACACAAGCUCUCUGCCAAAGAUUGGGAGGCUCUCCCUAUGGGCCUGCUGGUACAGGUAAGACGGAGUCUGUCAAAGCCCUUGGUCUCCAGCUUGGUCGAUUCACUUUGGUCUUUUGUUGUGACGACACUUUUGAUUUCCAGGCAAUGGGCCGUAUCUUCUUGGGUAUCUGUCAAGUUGGCGCUUGGGGUUGUUUUGACGAGUUCAACCGUUUGGAGGAGCGUAUUCUCUCUGCCGUUUCUCAGCAGAUUCAAAACAUCCAAAUCGGAUUGCGCAAGGGUACCGAUGAUGACAAGGCCCAAAUUGAACUUAUCGGCCGACGUCUGCGUGUCAACCAGAAUACUGGUAUCUUCAUCACGAUGAACCCUGGAUAUGCUGGUCGUUCCAACCUUCCUGACAACUUGAAAAAGCUUUUCCGCAGCGUGGCAAUGUCGAAGCCAGACAAAGAACUUAUUGCAGAAGUCAUGCUCUUCUCUCAAGGUUUCAAGCAAGCCAAGCCUUUAUCCAAGCAAACAGUUCCCUUUUUCGAUCAUUGUGCAAGCAGACUUACAAAACAAGCUCAUUACGAUUUUGGUCUGCGAGCCUUGAAAAGUGUUCUUGUAAGCUCUGGAGGUUUGAAACGAGCUCGUCUCGCCAACUCGGAGGGACAGUUGGGUCCAGACGAAAUCAUCGAGCCUCAAAUCAUUGUUCAAAGUCUUCGGGAGACCAUUGCACCCAAGCUGAUUCGUGAGGAUGUGGAAACCAUGCUUGAUAUACAGAUGGAAGACUUCCCUGGUGUUGACUACGUGCCUGCCAACUACGAACAACUCACUCAGGCUAUCCGUGAUAUCGCCAAAGAAAAUCACUUCGUUGCUACCGAUACGUGGAUUACCAAGACAUUACAACUCUAUCAAAUUCAAAGUAUUCACCACGGUGUCAUGAUGGUCGGUCGAUCUGGUUCCGGUAAAUCUGCUUCAUGGAAGGUGCUGCUUCAAGCCCUGCAACGUGUCGAAGGCGUUGAAGGAGUAUGCCAUGUCAUUGAUUCUAAGGUCAUGUCGAAAGAAGUUCUGUACGGUAAUCUUGAUAGUACAACCAGAGAGUGGACGGACGGCUUGUUCACUGGCAUAUUGAGAAAAGUUGUGGAUAAUUUGCGUGGCGAGGACUCGAAACGACACUGGAUUGUCUUCGACGGUGAUGUUGACCCCGAGUGGGUGGAGAACCUGAACAGUGUGUUGGAUGACAACAAGCUUUUAACGUUGCCUAAUGGUGAACGUCUGAACUUGCCACCAAAUGUUCGUAUCAUGUUCGAAGUUGAGACUCUGAAGUAUGCUACUCUGGCUACUGUUAGUCGAUGUGGUAUGGUCUGGUUCAGCGAUGAUACUGUAACCCCGGAGAUGAUGAUUACGAACUACAUUGAGUCAUUGAAAACCAAGGUGUUUGAAGACUUGGAUGACGACUCUGUACCUGCAGGUCAAGCGUCGGCCAAGACUCAAGCUGCUCAGGAUAUGGUUUCAGACUUCCUCAAGCAAUUCAUGCAGGGCGACGAUCUCAUUUACAAAGCGCUCGAAGAGGCUCGCAGAUACAAUCACAUCAUGGACUAUACGAUUAUCCGUGCGUUGAAUACCUUAUUUAGUCUACUCAAUAAAGCCUGCCGGAAUGUGCUCGAGUACAACAUUCAGCACAUUGAUUUUCCUCUGGACCCCGAGCAGGUCGAGUCAUAUAUCUCCAAGAAGUUACUUCUUGCACUUGUUUGGUCACUCACUGGCGACUGUCCUCUGAGCGACCGUAAGCGCUUCGGAGAGUACCUAGCCGCUACCACGACCAUCGACACUCCAUUGCUUAGCGAUUCGUCCUCUCUCAUCGACUACGAUGUAUCAUUGCCAAAGGUGGAAUGGAUCACAUGGCAGUCACAGGUUCCUUCUGUCGAAAUCAAUACCCAUUCAAUCACUCAGACAGAUGUCAUUAUUCCAACUUUGGACACCGUGCGUCAUGAGGAUGUGCUUUACUCGUGGCUCGCUGAGCACAAGCCUCUGCUCCUGUGCGGUCCUCCUGGAUCCGGUAAAACCAUGACUUUGUUUUCUGCUUUGCGAAAGCUGCCCAAUAUGGAGGUUGUUGGUCUCAACUUUUCUAGCGCGACCACUCCAGACCUUUUGGUCAAGACCUUCGAGCAGUACUGUGAGUAUAAGAAGACUCUGAAUGGCGUGGUGAUGUCUCCAAACCAGAUUGGGCGUUGGCUGGUCAUUUUCUGCGAUGAAAUCAACCUMCCCGCCCCUGAUCGUUACGGCACACAGCGUGCGAUUUCGUUCUUGCGUCAACUUGUGGAGCAAAAUGGUUUCUGGAGAACUUCUGACAAGACAUGGGUUACUUUGGACCACAUACAAUUUGUUGGGGCCUGUAACCCGCCAACUGAUGCUGGACGUACCCCAAUGGGAGAACGAUUUUUGCGUCAUGCUCCUUUGAUGAUGGUCGACUACCCAGGCGAGCUCUCAUUGACCCAGAUCUAUGGCACUUUCAACUCCGCCAUUCUGAAGAUCAUCCCCACUUUGCGUGGUUACUCGGAAGCUCUCACGAAAGCAAUGGUUCAGUUCUAUCUAGAGUCUCAAGCACGAUUUACACCAAAGAUCCAGCCACAUUACGUCUACUCUCCCCGUGAGCUUACAAGAUGGGUACGUGGUGUCUACGAAGCCAUCAAACCCUUAGAAAAUCUUUCCGUUGAAGGUCUUGUACGAAUUUGGGCCCACGAGGCUCUCCGCCUAUUCCAAGAUCGUCUCGUUGCGGAAGACGAGCGUAAAUGGACUGAUGAGUCCGUACGACGCAUUGCUCUGGAACACUUCCCAACCAUUGACGAGGAACAAGCAUUGAAGGGACCUAUUCUCUUCUCCAACUGGUUGUCAAAGAACUAUGUACCAGUUGAGCAAGAGCAAUUACGAGACUUUGUCAAGGCUCGUCUAAAGACGUUCUGUGAAGAAGAGGUGGAUGUUCCAUUGGUUCUCUUCAACGAUGUCCUUGAACACGCUUUGCGUAUCGAUCGUGUCUUCCGACAGCCUCAAGGCCAUUUGAUUCUCAUUGGUGUUAGCGGAAGUGGGAAAACCACACUUUCAAGAUUCGUUGCUUGGAUGAAUGGUCUCAAGAUCUUCCAGAUCAAGGUCCAUGGCAAGUAUUCUUCGGAAGACUUUGAUGAGGAUUUGAGAACUGUUCUUCGACGAGCUGGAUGCAAGGGUGAAAAGAUUUGUUUCAUCAUGGAUGAAUCGAACGUGCUUGACUCUGGUUUCCUGGAGCGAAUGAACACUUUGCUUGCUAACGCUGAAGUACCUGGCCUCUUCGAAGGUGAUGAGUUUGCAUCUUUGAUGACAGCUUGUAAAGAAGGCGCCCAACGUCAGGGACUCCUUCUCGACUCUCAAGAAGAACUUUACAAGUGGUUUACACAACAAAUUGUCAAGAAUCUUCAUGUUGUAUUUACCAUGAACCCUCCCGAAGACGGACUUUCGUCCAAGGCCGCAACCAGUCCUGCCUUGUUCAAUCGUUGCGUACUCAACUGGAUGGGCGAUUGGUCUGAUCAGGCUCUGUUCCAGGUUGGUUCGGAGCUUACGCAGUCUGUUGAUCUUGACAAACCCAACUUCACUGCCCCUGACAGUAUACCCGUUGCUUAUCGCGACCUCAAUCUCCCUGCCUCUCACCGUGAGACUGUUAUCAAUUCAAUGGUCUAUAUCCAUUACUCUUUGCAAAAGUUCAACCAGCGCCUGCAGAAACAACAGGGCAGAACUACAUACCUCACGCCACGACACUACCUCGACUUCGUCGCUCAAUAUGUCAAACUAUUUAACGAGAAGCGAGAGGAUCUGGAAGAACAGCAGCGACACUUGAAUGUUGGUCUGGAGAAACUCAGAGAUACAGUCGACAAGGUUCGCGACCUCCGUGUCAGCCUUGCCGAGAAGAAGACACAAUUGGAGGCGAAAGAUGCAGAAGCCAAUGAGAAGCUACAGCGAAUGGUUGCCGACCAGCGAGAGGCUGAACAGAGAAAGACAGCAUCGCUCGAAAUCCAAGUCGCUCUGGAGAAGCAAGAGAAGGAAGUCGCCGAGCGAAAAGAUGUUGUUUUGAACGAUUUGGCCCGAGCAGAGCCUGCCGUUCUGGAAGCCCAGAAGAGUGUCAGUAGCAUCAAGCGUCAACAUCUUACUGAAGUCCGAUCUAUGGGUAAUCCUCCGGCAAGCGUGCGUCUUGCUCUAGAGGCUGUUUGUACCUUGCUUGGUCAUAAGGUUGAAGGCUGGAAGACCAUCCAAGGUAUUAUUCGUAAAGACGAUUUCAUUGCCAGCAUUGUGAAUUACGACAAUGAACGCCAGAUGACCCGCAACCAUAGGGUGAAGAUGAAGAAUGAAUUCUUGUCCAAGGAUGACUUUACCUACGAGCGAGUCAACCACGCCAGUAAAGCUUGUGGUCCUUUGGUACAAUGGGUGGAAGCGCAGGUCAACUAUUCCGAGAUCCUAGAUCGUGUCGGCCCUCUCCGCGAAGAAGUGGACCAACUAGAGGAACAAGCGCUUCAGACCAAAGCAGAAGCGCAAGCCAUCGAGAAUACUAUCCAGAGUCUUGAAAGCAGUAUCGCCACCUACAAGACAGAAUAUGCGGCCCUUAUCAGCGAAACUCAAGCCAUCAAGACUGAAAUGAGUCGUGUACAAUUCAAGGUUGAUCGCAGUGUACGGCUUCUGGACAGUCUAGCUUCAGAGCGAGAACGAUGGGAGGAGGGAAGCAAAUCGUUCGAGACUCAAAUCAGCACGCUCGUUGGUGAUGUGCUUAUUGCUGCUGCUUUCCUUGCGUACGCUGGUCUAUAUGACCAACAAUUCCGUAAAGCGAUGGCGGAAGAUUGGGUCAACCAACUGGCGCAGUCAGGUAUUACAUUCAAGCCUCACAACCCCGUCACCGAGUACCUUUCGAAUGCGGACGAACGCCUAGCCUGGCAGAGUAACUCGUUGCCUGUUGACGAUCUAUGCACUGAGAAUGCGAUUAUUCUUAAGCGUUUCAACCGUUACCCAUUGAUUAUCGACCCUUCAGGUCGUAUUACGGAGUUCUUGCAGAAAGAGAGCAAAGAAAGGAAGCUUACAGUUACCAGCUUCUUGGAUGAUUCGUUUGUCAAGCAGCUGGAGAGUGCUUUGCGUUUCGGAAACCCAAUCCUUAUCCAAGAUGCAGAGCAUUUGGAUCCUAUUCUCAAUCACGUCCUCAACAAGGAGUACCAAAAGACCGGUGGACGUGUUUUGAUUCAACUGGGCAAGCAGGAAAUUGAUUUCUCGCCUUCGUUCAAGCUGUUCCUAUCAACACGAGAUCCAUCAGCUACGUUCCCACCUGAUAUCUGCAGUCGAACCACGUUUGUCAAUUUCACGGUUACUCAAAGCAGUUUGCAGACACAAUCACUCAACGAUGUUUUGAAGGUGGAGCGUCCUGAUGUUGAUGAACGACGAACCAAUCUUAUCAAGUUGCAAGGAGAGUUCAAGAUCCAUCUGCGCCAGCUUGAGAAACGUUUGCUGCAGGCACUCAACGAGUCACGGGGUAACAUUCUGGACGACGAUAAUGUUAUCGAAACAUUGGAGACUCUGAAGAAGGAGGCUGCUGAGAUUACUAAGAAGAUGUCUGAGACAGAAGGAGUCAUGACGGAAGUCGACAAUAUCACACUCCAGUACAACAUCAUUGCUCGAUCAUGCAGUGCUGUGUUUGCCGUGUUGGAACAACUUCAUCAUAUCAACCAUUUCUACCAGUUCUCGCUGCAGUACUUUGUGGACAUCUUCAACUCGGUCCUGCAUGGAAAUAAGAAGCUUAUUAAUGAGAAGGACCAUACUGCAAGAGUUCAGAUCAUUUUGAAAGACCUCUUUGUCACGGCUUAUCAGCGUACAAGUCUGGGACUACUACAAAAGGAUCGCAUUACGCUGGCUAUUUUGCUUGCUCAGGCUACUCCUUUCACUAUGGACAGAAGCAUCAUCGAUACCAUUCUCGAUGAGAGUGUGGAAGGAGUCGACAUGUCAACAACUCCAGAUCUUCGUGAACAGACGAUAAGCAAGCUUUCUAACAUGUCCUUAUUCAAGUCUCAUGUACCCAACAUUUCGGAGGAAGCGUGGACUACUUUCUUCACGGAGGAAUUGGCGGAGAAUUUUGUGCCUACGGUAUGGGAAGAAAAUACGGAACGCCUUGAUCAACAACUUCGUUCUCUCCUACUUGUCAAGCUUUGCCGUAUGGAUCGAUUUGUGCCCGUUGCCGAACGUUUUGUUGCGGCAGUCUUUGGCCGUGAAAUGUACGAAGAUAGCGGCGAUCUCAAGGAAGUUGUCGAACAGGUUACAGCAACUACACCCGUGGCACUCAGCUCCAGCCCUGGAUUCGAUGCAAGUUACAAGGUUGACGGAUUGGUGGAGCGAAUGCAUGCGACAUGUACGAACAUUGCCAUGGGUUCGAACGAAGGUCUCGAAAGCGCCGACAAAGCUAUCAGCAACGCCGCUUCUGCGGGUACUUGGGUGUUGGUCAAGAACGUGCAUCUCGCGCCAUCUUGGUUGCAAAGUUUGGAGAAACGGCUCGACUCCCUCAAGCCACACAAGGAUUUCCGACUUUUCUUAUCGAUGGAGACCAGUCUCAAGAUUCCAGUCAAUCUUCUCCGUGCAUCGCGGGUGCUUAUGUUUGAGCAGCCGGCCGGUGUACGCGCCAAUAUGAAAGAUUCGCUGUCUUCUCUAUCGCUACGUGCUACGAAGGCUCCUGUGGAGAAGGCGCGAGUGUACUUGUUGCUAUCCUUCUUGCACGCUGUGGUUCAAGAACGUCUCCGUUACGCUCCCAAUCUUGGUUGGAAGGGUUUCUGGGAAUUUAAUGAUAGUGAUUAUGAAUGCUCUGCAUUUAUCAUCGACUCCUGGAUCGACUCAGUCGCCCAAGGACGGUCCAAUGUUGCCCCUCAAAAACUCCCCUGGGACAUGAUCCGCACCCUUGUCACCGAAACUUACGGCGGGAAAAUUGACGACAGUGGAGAUUUCAUGCAACUCGAGAAGCUUGUCAACAGUUUCCUGACGCCGGCGGCAUUCGAAGAAGAGCACAAACUAGUUUCUGGCGUUGAAAACGACGAAUGCUUAGCGCUGCCGGGUACGACCAGCAUGCGCGACUUUACUGAAUGGGUUAACCGGCUGCCGGAGCGCGAGCCGCCCACGUACUUGGGUCUGCCGGCCAACGCCGAGAAGUUGCUGCUGGUUGGCCAUGGCAAAGCCAUGAUUUCCGAUCUCGCGCGGGUGACUACGUUGUUGGAUGAGGCAUUCCUAUCUUCUCUACGAGCUAAUCUGCAAAUCUCGUAUGAGGACCUCAAUGCCACCCACCUAGAGGCCUUUCACUACUCUCCAGGUCACUAUGACCUACGCAUUUUACCAUACUCUAGCGAGCUCACACCCUCGUCUGGGUUCGCUGACGAUCUUGAAGAUCCACCAUCUCCAACAGACACUUCAACCACCUCUACCACUCAAUCCUUCUCAGCACCUACAACAUGGACCUACCAUGCUACAACAGAGGAUGAUCGUCAGGCUGCUCUGCAAUUAAUUGCCGAGAGUAUUCGCGAGCAACGUAGCCUUGCCAUCCGCAGCAUUCUUUUACAUCCUGCCGUCCUAGCGGUGGCUUUUAUAAUACUCACCAUAAUAAUUCGCUGCGCGUUGCAUGCACCCCAGCAAAGGGCGCCGGUAGCAUGCUGCAUCGGAACAGGCAUUCUGAUCGCAGCACUAAUAGCCGCCGAACGCGCAACCAAGAAGUACAUCACUCUCGCAUCAGCAGUAGGAGACUCAACCUGGCUGCGAGAGGGACUCUACCAACAACCACAGCAACAACGUAACAAUAAUAACGGACCCGCUGGCGGAUCCAAACAUCAACACUCUCAUUCUCAUUCCCGUCGCGAUUCAAUGCCGCUCGAAGAUGAAAUCCUCAUCACCAAAGACCACGACCAAGUCGUCGGCGCCCUUUUCCUGCGCACCGCACGCACAAACGCACUUUCUUCAGGGGCACCUAGUGCGAACGGCAUGCGCGCCCUACGCCACAGACAUAGCAACAGCUCAACAUCCGGCCGUUUGACGGGCGUCAUUCGCGCCUGGACCGUGAAAUCAACUCACCGCCGACGCGGUAUGGGGCUUACUCUCCUUGAAUCGGCAGUCUCCAUCUGUCGGGUGCGCAGACUCGAUGGUCCCAUCUUCGCGGAUGACCAGUUGCACAGUGCACAUACCCCCGGCUUGAGGACGUUGUGCUGGCCCUUCAACGCUGGGUUUGAGAUGGUCGAGGAACAGGCAAAGGAUUGUCUGAAGGGAGUCAUUGAGGGGAAGGAGAGGUGGAGGAAGUGA